GUGAUGGGGUCAUGAAGCGUGCGAAUGGCGGUUGGUGGCCGCAGCGUUGCCUGGCGCUGGAUUUAUGGCUGGUCUGUGAGGCUAGCUGUCGAUUUUCUGUUGCUUUUUCAGUCCAGCGGGGUUGUUAGUAGUAGGUCACCUUUAAAUGAUCUAUUUCCAUACCAUCCCUUGGAGCAUGGAUCUCAACAUACUCACAGAUAUGUCAGAGAUUGUCAGCCUAUAGUUUUUGGAAAUGUGACACAUGAAACUUGGCCUGCUGAUAAAUCUACAAACCUCCCUGUAACUAGAACUACUGUAUUUGUUUCAAACUUUCCAAUUGAUGGAGGAAAGCUUAAAGCUGUUACUGGCCACCUCACAUUUGUGAAUAAUCCUUUGAGAACUGUCUCAGUUUUAGAACCAUUAAAAUCAGGUGGAUGCAGUGAGUCUUAUAGAGCAACAGUACAGGAAACUAUAAAAUCCAAAACGUGUUUGGUGGCUCAGAAUGGUGGAUUUUUUGACAUGGACACAGGACGUUGCUUGGGUGCAGUAGUGAGUAAUGGAAAACUGGUACAAGAUGGAAAAGGCAUUCAAAAUGCACAAUUUGGGAUUAAGAAGGAUGGCACAUUAGUAUUUGGAUAUCUGUCAGAAGAUGAUGUCAUGAAUAAGGAAAACCCCUUUGUUCAACUAGUGACUGGAGUAAUAUGGCUUCUGCGAAAUGGCACCAUUUAUAUUAACGAGAGCAAAUCAGCUGAGUGUUCGGAGACACAGGAAACAGGAUCUUUUGAAAGAUUUGUUAAUGUGGUGUCUGCCCGAACUUCUAUAGGACAUGAUAAAUAUGGGAGGCUUGUUUUGUUGCAAAUCGAUGGACAAACUGACCUCAGAGGACUGAGUUUGUGGGACGUUGCAAGGUUUUUAAAGGACCAUGGAGUUAUUAAUGCCAUUAAUUUGGAUGGAGGAGGGUCAGCUACUUUGGUACUCAAUGGAUCUCUUGCAAAUUAUCCAUCAGAUCACUGCUCAUCUGAUCCUAUGUGGCGCUGCCCUCGGGCUGUUUCCACGGUCGUGUGUGUUCAUGAACCUGAAUGUGCGCCUCCAGACUGCAGUGGCCAUGGAGAUUGUUUACUCGGAGAUUGUUACUGUAGAGGCUUUUGGUCUGGCCCAGCUUGUAACCUCCUUAACUGUGGGCCUUCAAAUUGUUCUCAACGUGGAAUCUGUUCUGAGCAUGGAUGCCUUUGUGAUGCUGGGUGGAUGGGACCCAAUUGUAGUGAUGUAUGCCCUGAUCGUUUCUAUGGCGAUGGGUGUAGCCAAAAAUGUCACUGCAUAAAUGGUGGGAUUUGUGAUUCUAUACAUGGUACUUGUACCUGUCCAUCUGGUUAUUAUGGAGACUUCUGUGAACAAGUGUGUCCCAUGGGCUGGUAUGGAUUGAGCUGUCAACAGGCUUGUCAUUGUCCAAAGAUUUGCUCCUGCCAUCCAGUGACUGGAAGUUGUAACGUUACACAGGACUCCAAGUUUAGUAACACCUUAUACAGAGUGGAUCAGUGCCUCAGAUCACAGAUGUCUGAAAUGUGGAAGAACCAGCAUGAAGUUAAAGAGAAAGCUUGGAUAAUCAUAUUGAUCACCCUUCUCGUCCUUUUAAUCCUGAGCAUGGCAGGAAAUAUUUUUCAAUAUUGUCAAAAAAAUGGUUGUUCUGGAUUCCGCAGUGAGUACUCCUAUCAACGAUUGAAUGCAUCUAAUGGACAAUUAACUUUUAUGGACUUCCCUGAAAUUAUCCCAUUGAAACAGACUAAUUCAUCUAUUGAAGAAGACAGAAGCUCAGAACCUAUGAAUUUUUAACAACUUUAUAUUUGCAUGUGGAUACAAUCUCUACUGCUGCCUUGUUUUAUUUCUAACAAAGAGCAGCUGAAUUUGUUUUGAAUAAGGAGAACCUGAAUGGGUUUCCUGUGAACUAUAUCUACAGCCAGUUGUCACCUAGACAUCAUCCUCAGGAAUUGCAACACUGUGAAAGAAAUGUACUUCUGCAUGUGAGAGAAUAACUUGAAAUAAUAUCAAAAUACACUAGAAUUCAUUUGCCACGUUUCCAAUCAUAAAAUCUGAAGAUAUAUUUUUGGCAAGAUGGUUUCCUUUCACAUCUUUUAUUUUGUACCAUAAUUUUGUUUAAUGUGACCAAAUACAUAAACUUAACUUAUAUUCCAUAAACUUUAAAUAUUCAGGGUGAUUUGAUCUAAUUUUUCAAGAUAAUAUGGUGAACUGUUCAGGUUAAUUGGUAGAAACUAUUUGGGACUAUCAGUCCCAAUAGCUGAUUGGGACGUCUCCAACAAGGAGAGCAUAGCCUAAAAUUUAGAACUAAACCUUUCAGGUAAACUUAGGAAGCAUUUCCAUAUGCCAUGCUUGAGGUUUGGAAGUCUUGCCUACAAAUAACAAUUGAUACAAGGUCAAUUGUUAAUUUUAAGUCUGAAUUGAUUUUUGUUAAGAAAAGGAUAUAGGGAAAUUUUGAAUAUAUGGAGUUAGGUUACAAAUCAGCCUUUGAUUUCACUGGAAUAAAUUAAAGGGAUUAACUGGUUUAGUCCUCUUAGUGUUUUUAAUAAAUCGCAGGUAUUCAUAAAUUAACGAGAUGCUUUACCUGUUAAAUCAAUACUGUACUUGUGACAUGGGAAUCAGAAUUAAAUGUAUGGUUUGACUACUGCUCAUGCAUGUCAGCUGAUUCUGAAUGCAAUUCGCCAAACUGGUGAUUUGGGUAAAUUCUACAUCAGCAUUUGUUCUUCAUCUCAAAGGACAGCUAAAUUCCCACAUUAACAACAUUUUUAAAAGCGUUUGGAGAAAUACAUAGAUAGAAAAGGUUUAGAAGGAUAUGGGCCAAGUGCAGGGAAGUGGGGUUAGCGUGGCUGGACAUUUUGGUUGGCAUGGAGCAGUUUGGGCCAACGGGCCUGUUUCUGUGCUGUAGAAAUCUGUGACUCUGUGGUGUAAUUACUGUAUAUUUAUUACAGACGGUUAAAAUUAAGUUUAAACUUUUUUCUAUACUGCCUGUUCUUGGAACGUACUGAUGAAUGGGGUCUUGACUUCAAGCAGUUAAGGCAACUUAAAACUGAAAUUGGUAUCAAUCUAAGAACUUGCUCAAAGUAUUGCUGACUGGAGUAAACAAAAUGCAAUGCCCUUGCUUUGCCUCCAGAUUUUUACACUGUUCUUUGGAAAACACAAUUCCUUCGCACUUAAUGUUCUUGGGCUAUGCAAUGGGACAAAGUACGAUAAAAUUGAUAUUUACCAUUGCAUGUCCAUUUGCUUUCAAAAUAUUUUAUCUGCUGAUUGCGUAUUCUUACAUUAUACAGCAUUCUUGGCAUAAGUGGUUCCCAAGAUUCCAUCAGUUCUGCUCUGUAAAUGAUAAUGCCAUAAAUGAGACUAACAAAGAUGGAUGUGCUUGUGAUUUUGCAAAGUAUCACCUCAUCAAUUCUUUGGCUUAUGAUGCUGCAUGAGAGUAACAUUUACACACACAAUUGUGGGCACCACUUCAAAUCCUAUUUUGUUGCUAAUGGAUGAUUGAGAGUGCCAAAUAUUUAACUGCCAUAUAAAUCUUUCUCUGGAUGCCAAUGAAGUUUUUCUUAAAUUAUGCCUUAAUUGAGAUUAAGGUGAAAUCAUGGAGCCAUUUUGGCUGAGUCAGCUAUAUAAAUUUUGUGCUGUAGAGAGGAAGCAUAGAUUUGAAAGUCAAAUUAACAAUGUGUUGGUUGAAAAGAUGUUGCUCUUGUAUCAGAUUAUGAAUGACAAAAGUCUUCUAUCGAUCUGCAUUUCAUAAUGCACUUUAGUAUUGUUCUCAGCUGGGAUUUAUCAAGUUAUUGGUUUUAAUUUUAAAAUGUUAGAUUUUCAUCUGUCAGUCUGGAAUGUAAUUUUUUCAAAUGUUGUUAAAUAAUUCUUGUGCUAAGUUCUGACUUUUUCAUAGAGCCUGUUGAGAAAUUUACAUUAUUGCUGUAACCUGCAAUCUAAUCAUGGUGAAUUUGACUUGGAAAGUGGUUGCCUACUUUUAUCUAAUGGAAUGAAUGGCAUAAAUUCCCCAUCUUGCUUUCAUAACAUCCACAAUUCAUCCAAUUUGUUAACCUAUCCACUUGACUUGGCUAAGCAAUUGUUGUGGAUUCUUUUUAUUCUUAAAGAUACACAAAUACAAUAUUUGUUUUAAUUGGGAGAUCAUGUCCUUGAUUUCUACUUUUAAAAUUCCAAUCUUUACCACUCUCCACUGAGAUUACAAGAUCACAAAACACCUUCCUUACAAAAGACUUAUUAAAAUAUAUUGAACUUUAAA
Molecule: messenger RNA, 4261 nt
Organism: Chiloscyllium plagiosum (whitespotted bambooshark)
Lineage: Eukaryota; Metazoa; Chordata; Chondrichthyes; Orectolobiformes; Hemiscylliidae
Gene: nagpa
Product: N-acetylglucosamine-1-phosphodiester alpha-N-acetylglucosaminidase
Biological process (GO): secretion of lysosomal enzymes
Source: RefSeq, a predicted model, not a curated record